CGCUCUGAACACCAGAAGAAACAACAAGCCUCGCAGCAGCAGUGAGACAGCGGGUCAGCGGCGGGGUUCACACCGCGCUGGAGAUUUAAAACCGGACCGUGCUUUAAAUACUGUUAUCUGUUUAAGUUGUUAAAGGAAAAUGUGGCUGUUCAUUCGUCUUUGCUAGUGAAAUAAGGCUUCUGCGCGGCCGCAGCGGCUCUCUGGAGCUCCCGUGGCUGGAUGAAUUGUCUCCACAAUAAAAGCAGGGACCAGUGAAACUUCCAGCUGAGCGGAACAGCCAUGAAUUCAGACAUCAACUAUCAGGAUGGGCCUGCAUUCUCCUGUACAGAGGAGAGUCCAACAGAGGACGAAGAGCCCGUCCAUUCCCCGUCCCGCAUGCAGAGACAGUACGAGCGAAUUGGAGGCAGAACCGGAUCCUCGUUUUUUCAGACCUUAAUUCAUUUACUGAAAGGAAACAUCGGCACUGGUCUGCUAGGCUUGCCUCUUGCUGUGAAGAAUGCAGGGCUUGUGGUGGGUCCUCUGAGUCUCUUCGUGAUGGGCAUUGUGGCUGUGCAUUGCAUGCAGAUUCUGGUGAAAUGUUCCCACCAUCUAAGUGCUAAGCUUGGGAAACCGUUCCUGACGUACGGGGAUGCAGUAGAGUAUGGAAUGGAGAAUGUGUCUUGGCUGAGGAAUCAUUCUCGUUGGGGAAGACGAUUGGUGAAUAUGUUCCUGAUCAUCACUCAGCUGGGCUUCUGCUGUGUAUACUUUGUGUUCCUCAGUGACAACAUCAAACAGGUGGUCGAGGCUGCAAACGGGACCACGGUGAACUGCGACACCAACCAGACUGCAGUGAUUGUUCCCAGCUACGACUCCCGACUCUACAUGCUCUUCAUCCUCCCCUUCAUCAUUCUGCUGGUGUUCACCCGCAACCUCAAAUUUCUGGCCCCUUUCUCUUUUGUGGCCAACAUAGUCAUGUGUGCCAGCCUGGUUCUCAUCUACUACUUCUGCCUAACGCAUAUUCCAAAUCCUAUUGACCUCCCGAAGGUUGGAAGGCCCAUUGACUACCCACUGUUCUUCGGGACCGCUAUAUUUGCCUUUGAAGGCAUUGGUGUGGUUCUACCACUUGAGAACAAAAUGCAAAAACCUCAGAGAUUCAGUGCAGUCCUGUACCUUGGAAUGGGCAUCGUCACUUUUCUGUACAUUUCCUUGGGCACCAUUGGUUACAUCUGCUUUGGAAGUCACAUUGGGGGCAGCAUUACCCUCAACUUACCAGACUGCUGGAUGUACCAGUCAGUUAAGCUGCUCUACUCAUUCGGGAUCUACAUCACGUACGCCCUGCAGUUUUACGUCCCAGCCGAGAUCCUGAUUCCUCAAGCUGUGGCACGGGUGGACCCCCGGUGGGAGCUGCUGGUGGACCUCAGCAUCCGUGUGGGCCUCGUUAUCUUAACAUGUCUACUGGCCAUACUGAUUCCAGAGCUGGACCUGGUGAUUUCCUUGGUGGGUUCAGUCAGCAGCAGCGCCCUCGCCCUCAUCUUGCCACCACUUCUGCAAAUCAUCACCUUCCAUAACGAGGGGCUGUCAAAAUGGGGGGUGCUCAAGAACAUCAUCAUCAGCCUUUUUGGCCUGGUGGGCUUCGUGGCUGGGACCUAUAUUUCCAUUGUGGAGAUCAUCUCACGCAGCAAGUCCAAGCAGAUUGACGGGUUCUUUCAGGUCAUGUGACGACAGCCCUAUUAAACAAAGGGUUUAUAGACAUCUAAAGCCAUUCAUUCACUCAAAAAAAGGCCAUCAAUUUAAAUUUAAUUAUACUAUGAGAUUAUUUCAGUCUAGAAAAAUGACCUUGGCUGUUUUAUAGUGGAACUACCGACCUCAUGUGGCUCAGAUUUGUCUAUUUAUUCCUCAGAGCUGGGUUAUGGACUUAUCACAGUUAGGACCUGAAUUAAAAAAAGAGAAAAACUAGUCAUUAAAUGCUCUUAAAAAAUGUUUUAUGUCUUUGAUUUUAUAUGUUUUUAAUUUAAAUGUUUGUUAAUUUCUUUUAGUUUACUGGUUUUAAUAUGCUAACUGGUUUUAACAUGUUAAAAUGGUCAGAGCACAGUGUUACAUAAACUCUUAAUCAAAUUCAUUUUGCAUUGAUAAAAGCUCUUUUAUUCCCUUGAGAACAGAAAUACAGGUAAUAAUUAAAGUUCAGCUAGUUUUAUUUAGUAAUAUGUAUAGGGAUUAUCUGUAUAAUCUCACUACGGUUAAAGAUGGUUUUAUGUUUCUUUUUUCAAUUUAUGAAUCGGUACAGAUUUUUUACACAAUAUUCUUUUUUUCUCUUUGUUUUUACAAAGUGGCCUUUUUAUUUACUAAAGGAUUAUUUGUCAAUGCACAACAAAGUAAAAUGUAUGAAGUACUGUUUUUUUUUCUUGGUAGUACACCUAGACACGUUACUUUUAGAAUUAAAAAAUGUUUACACUUAAAAAAAACUUUUAAUAGUUUAAAAACUUAAUAGGUUAUUCAGGUUUUCUGGAACUAACUGGGUCCUUCACACAUUAAAUGUGAUACAAGGCUGUGUUUUUAAGAUGAAUCACCGAUCAUAGUCAUUUUUUCAGAUUUGCCAAGCCUGAUAUAUGGAGCAAAUGAUUUCACACCUCAGUUGGCAAAGAAAUUCAGAUGUGAUUUGUCAGACUUAUAGGCAAGAUGUUUUAAAAUGCAAAAAAAACAAACAAACCAUAUAUACCAAAACAUUAUUUUAGGUUAUUUUGUGGGAGAUGAAACAGUUGUAUAUAUUUUGAACAUCUCUCAUAAUGUAUAUUAUGCUCACUAAAGAACAGUUGCGAUUCAUUAUAAGGUUUCUUUUUUAGAUAAUGUUUUUUUUUUUAAGUUUUUGUUUUUGGAGUUUUUUUUUUUUUAUCAUGCAUCACAUUAGUAGAUAGUGUGAUAAGUUAUUUUAUUGAAUUUAUUAUGGGUGCCAAACAGAAGAGACCUUGAUGUAAAAAUUCUUGACAUGUUCUGCUGUACUUCAUGUUCAUGCACUGCACUCAUACUACACUUUGUUUUGCAGCUGUAGAAAUAUUUUUUUUGGUGAGCCUUAACAUACAGCAUGUCCAUCGAUUGUAAAUUUAAGUACAAUUACACUGUAAAUGUAAAAUGUAAAAUGUUUUUUCUCAUGACGGGGGCUCGAUAGUGUAUCAUCAGUGUCAACAAGAGUGUAACACCAUGAACAGUUGUGUAUAUUAUUUUGAUUCAGUGUGUGUUCACAUGCUAUUUAAAGCCAGAACGGUUUUUUUUUUUUACUGCAUCUGUAUGUGUUCACAUGCUGUCACCUACUGUAGGCUACGGUCUCCGAGUGAUAAAAGUGUUCUGUGGAAAUGCAAAGUGAAAUAAAAAGUGCUUUGAGAUCUC
Molecule: messenger RNA, 3360 nt
Organism: Astyanax mexicanus (Mexican tetra)
Lineage: Eukaryota; Metazoa; Chordata; Actinopteri; Characiformes; Acestrorhamphidae
Gene: slc36a1
Product: solute carrier family 36 member 1
Exons: 12
Coding region: 280-1698 (472 amino acids)
Biological process (GO): glycine transport; L-alanine transport; proline transmembrane transport
Cellular component (GO): vacuolar membrane
Molecular function (GO): L-proline transmembrane transporter activity; amino acid:proton symporter activity; glycine transmembrane transporter activity
Source: RefSeq, a predicted model, not a curated record